GGCGUGUCCUGCUAGCUUGGCUUCUUCAACAUGGCGGCGCCCGUGGAGGUGGAGGUGGAGUUCGGAGGCGGUGCAGAGCUCCUGUUUAACGGAGUAAAAAAACAUCAAGUCACCUUACCUGGGCAAGAGGAACCCUGGAACAUCCGGAACCUCCUUGUCUGGAUCAAGAAGAAUUUGCUAAAAGAGCGGCCAGAGCUGUUCAUCCAGGGAGACAGUGUGCGGCCAGGAAUCCUGGUGCUGAUUAAUGAUGCCGACUGGGAACUGCUGGGGGAGCUGGACUACCAGCUGCAGGACCAGGACAGCAUCCUCUUCAUCUCCACACUGCACGGCGGCUGAGGGCUCUUCUGUGAGCCCAAGCACCUUUGCAAAGGGAGCACAGGACAACCACAGCUCUCCUCGGGCUCUGCUUCCAGGUCCUCAGUCUCCCUUGGCUGCCUCCUUCCCUGCUGUACCCCUGAGUCUUCUCUAGGCAGGGAAAAGAGGCCAGGUGCUAAAAAUGAGCCUUUCUGGGCAAGGCACGUGAGCAGGGAGGGAGAGCAGACGCCUGAGCCCAGAUCUCCCAGCAGCUGAGGUGGGGGAGGGUACUCCUGUGAUCUGUCAGGAGUGGAGGGGGUCUAUGCCAGGUGACCCAGCUGCUUGCCACUCCUGUGUCUUGGUAUAACUAAGCACUGUGUGACUGCCUGGAAGGCACUCCAGUUCCACAGCCGUCUUCAUGGAGAAGAUGGAUGGACUGGAGUAACUGAUGAGAAGCCCCUCCCUUGCCAAAGAUUAGAGGGGCCUCCGCCUCAGUUUCCCCAUCUGGACACAGAGGGCUCUGCCUGUCCCCCACUGAUAUCAUUAUGGAACCCCAGCUGGGGUCCCCUAUUCAGUGCUCACCUCCCUCCCCUCUACCCAGCAGCUGCUGUCCUAUCCACAUACUCCUCCUCCUGUCACCCCCCCCCAUCCCAGCCCUUGACCCUGACUGGCCUCCCCCCACAUAGGCCACCAGAUGGGCUCCUGAGACACUCUCCAGGCUGCCCACAACUCAUUCUGCUUGGGGUAGAGAAUGAAAGGAAGUAGCCUAACCUUAGGGGCUGGGGCGUCAGCAUAUGCAACUCCUAGCUUCCUAAAACAAGCAGGGUUUGGGGGUGCAGCGCCUAGUAGACAGAGGGCUUUCCUCUUUCCCUUUCCUCCAUCCCUUCUGGAAGUCUGGGGACCUUAUGUCUGCAACAGCUGGCCUUGGGCAAAUAAAAAGACUAGUUUGUUUACUA
Molecule: messenger RNA, 1250 nt
Organism: Psammomys obesus (fat sand rat)
Lineage: Eukaryota; Metazoa; Chordata; Mammalia; Rodentia; Muridae
Gene: Urm1
Product: ubiquitin related modifier 1
Exons: 5
Coding region: 31-336 (101 amino acids)
Biological process (GO): tRNA thio-modification; protein urmylation
Cellular component (GO): nucleus; cytoplasm
Molecular function (GO): protein tag activity
Source: RefSeq, a predicted model, not a curated record